Messenger RNA from Electrophorus electricus (electric eel), 2418 nucleotides. RefSeq names its product chemerin chemokine-like receptor 2 (gene cmklr2). Gene Ontology annotation, molecular function: complement receptor activity; G protein-coupled receptor activity. NCBI's taxonomy places the organism in Eukaryota, Metazoa, Chordata, Actinopteri, Gymnotiformes, Gymnotidae. The record is from RefSeq and is a predicted model, not a curated record. Gene Ontology annotation, cellular component: plasma membrane. Gene Ontology annotation, biological process: phospholipase C-activating G protein-coupled receptor signaling pathway; inflammatory response; complement receptor mediated signaling pathway.
UCCGCUGCUUACAGAGAUUUUGUUCAGAGGCAGUGCUUUACCUAUUAGUUUGGACGUUAUUCCUUUCCAACCCAAUGCUGCGUUUCGUUGUGAUCAUACGCUGAAUUGUUACAUUUAUAAAGUUGUAAAGUAAAAAAUAAAUAAAUCAAGAUUUAUAGCCUGUAUGAAUCUUAGGCAGUCUGUGGAAAUUCAUCGUAUACGAACCGAACAGCAAAAGACAUUGCAUACCAAAGAGCUGGCUCUGGAAUAAUUAGGUAAUGCCUAGAAGGAUGGGAAAAAGCCAGGAGUGAACCAGAACAGCAGAUCAGUGAGACCAGUGCAGGGCAGGACAGCAGAUCAGUGAAGUGCAGAAUAGUAGAUCAGUGCAGAAGAGCCAAGCUACUAACUACUUCAGCUACUGCUACGUUAAGGUCUUUGCUCUACAACAAUGGAUGUGGAGGCUGUUGACUAUGACAAUUACACCUAUCAGUAUUUAGAGGACGGGGACCUUUUUGACACUGGGGCAGAUAGUUACAUCCAGAAGGAGACCCUGCAUAUAAUUUCAGUGGUCAUCUACACAUUGGCAUUCGUGCUCGGUGUGUUUGGGAACGGCAUCGUGAUCUGGGUGACAGCCUUCAAGAUCAAGCGGACGGUGAACAGCGUGUGGGUGCAGAACCUGGCGAUGGCUGAUUUUGUAUUCGUUCUUUUUCUACCUUUCUCCAUCGAUUAUGUGCUGCGUGACUUUAACUGGGUCUUUGGCCGGAACAUGUGCAAGCUGAACGCUUUUGUGUGCACGAUGAACAUGUACGCCAGUGUGCUGUUUCUCACUGUGCUCAGCGUGGACCGCUACAUCUCUCUGGUGCAUUUCGUCUGGUCCCGGCGGGAGCGCACGGUGCCGCGCGCGUGGGCCGUUUGCGCGCUGAUCUGGGUCUCCGCCGUCUUCCUGAGCGUCCCCACCCUGGUCUUCCGUGAGACGAUGCAGUACCACGGCAAGGUGAUGUGCUUCAACAACUUCCAUGAUGAGAACAUUCCUGUCGCUAUGGUGAGGCACAUGACCAUGGUGGCCCUGCGCACCACCGUCGGGUUCUUCCUGCCGUUCCUGACCAUCACUGUGACAGCCAUGCUCUUGGCCAUGAAGAUGAGACAGCUGGGCAUUCAGCAUGUCUCCAGCUUCUCCAGGAUGGUCUUGGCCAUCAUCCUCGCGUUCUUCUUGUGCUGGGCGCCGUUCCACAUCUUCUGCCUCAUGGAGCUGAGCACGUACCACUUCUACACUCUGCACCUGGUCCUGGCUGUGGGCUUCCCCCUGGCCACCAGCCUGGGCUUCUUCAACAGCUGCGUCAACCCCGUGCUCUAUGUACUGCUCAACAAGAACGUGCGCUCCAUCAUCAGGAGAUCCUGCAUGAACAUUGCCAAGAACUCCCUGAGAGAGCUCAACCACAACGUGUCCGACACGGAGUCCGUGUCGGCACUGGCAAGCUGCCCACCUGAAGACCUUACGGUUUGCUCUAGGGUGUGAAGUCCUGCGUUGUAUCCCAGCAUUUACGCAAGCACACUAGGAGUCCACGUCUCUGGCUUCAGCCAAGGCAUAAGAAUUGGUCAAUCAGACAUGCAUUUGUCUGAUCAUAUAGUAAAAUAUGCAUAUUACAUGUAAUCUAUUCUCUUUUUUUGCACAACUUAGAACUAUGAAAAAAGUCUAAAGUUUUUUUUCUCUAGCUUUUCUCUAAGGGUUUAUAACAAGCAAUCUUUAUACUUUGCUGUUUUUGGAGCUGGUCACCGACAUAUUUGCAGUCAUUUGGGUGCCACUAUAAAAUGCUCAGAGUGGAAAACCUGAGCAAGCAACAUUAGUCCCAACCACACUACCAGUGCGGACAGACACACAAAGCGAAGCCUUCUUCUUCACCCAGUACGCCAAGGCUCCAUCAUAGGCUUCGUUAUGCAAACAAGACACAAUUAAUAACAAUACGCCUACUGUAAUUAAUGAAAAUGAUUUCAGUUGCUCUAAUGGGGCUCUCUUUGCCACUUUACAUAUAUUUUGUUUAUUUAUCAAGGGAAAUGCAUUUCUAUACACAGGAGCCAAAGGAGAAAAACCAGAAUACCAUCCAAACAGUCUCGUGACAGUAGUAACAGCAAGAUGAGCAAUUAUAAUAUUUUUUUGGUUACCUAUGUUGUCUACAACCAUUGUGUCAUUUAACAUUCCUGAAUUUAAAUUUUAAAAGUGACCAUUUCUAAAAAAUUGAGCUACUAUGACAUUUCUUUGGAAGUGUUUAAAAAACAUUACCCUGCAGUACCAUGGUUUAUUUACAUAUGUACAUGAUAUACAUUAACUAAAUGCAACAAAAAUACAUUUAGUUAAAUAUUUAUAUUAAUAAGAUACAAAACAUAUUGUUUGUGAUUAAAGCAUCUUAUUUUGUUCAAAUAAAUCGUGUAGAUCGUGUACCA